GAGAACACCCCUGCUCAUUCCCCAUGCACCCCAACUCCCCCCCAGCCCUGAAUAACUUAUCAUCAUAACAAAAGCCCCCAGUUAUGAGUGUAUUGGGGAGGAGAGGAAAUAUUUGACAGAUAAAAGUAAAGGACUAUAUUGAAGUUAAGGGAUUCUCCCCACCCCGUGGCUGCCUGUGCAAAGUCAGUUUAUAAUCGAGGGAUCCCAGGGUCCCUUCACGCUGCUGGGGAUCAGGUGGAGGGUGCUUAGGAGAGAGCAGAUGAGCGGAUGACAGGUGGUGGGAGUCAGCUGCUGGCCAGUGGAGGUCACGCGUCCAGGGAGGAAUCAACAUGGCCGAUGCACCCCGGACUGUACUCAUCUCAGGAUGCUCCUCUGGGAUCGGCUUGGAGUUGGCACUGCAGCUGGCUCAUGACCCCAGGCAGCGCUACCAGGUGGUGGCCACCAUGAGGGACCUGGGAAAGAAGGGGACACUGGAGGCAGCCGCUGGGGAGGCUCUGGGUCAGACCCUCACCGUGGCCCAGCUGGACGUGUGCAGUGAUGAGUCAGUGGCCCAGUGUCUCAGCUGCAUCCAGGGAGGGGAAGUGGACGUGCUGGUGAAUAAUGCUGGAGUGGGCCUGGUGGGGCCCUUGGAAGGGCUCAGCCUAGCUGCCAUGCAGAACGUCUUUGAUACCAACUUUUUUGGGGCUGUCCGGCUGGUCAAAGCUGUGCUUCCCAGCAUGAAGAGGAGGCGACAGGGCCACAUCGUGCUGGUCAGCAGUGUCAUGGGGCUGCAGGGUGUCGUGUUCAAUGAAGUCUACGCGGCCUCCAAGUUUGCCAUGGAGGGGUUCUUCGAAAGUCUGGCUGUCCAGCUGCUACAGUUCAACAUCUUCAUCUCCCUGGUGGAGCCAGGCCCGGUUGUCACAGAAUUUGAGGGCAAGCUCCUAGAGCAGGUUUCCACAGCCGAGUUCCCAGGCACCGACCCUGACACCCUGAGCUACUUUCGAGAUCUGUACCUCCCAGCCUCCAGGGAGCUCUUUCACAACGUGGGACAGAGCCCACAGGAUGUAGCCAAGGUCAUCGUCAAGGUCAUCGGCUCGGCCAGACCACCCUUGCGCCGACUGACCAACACCCGCUACACUCCACUGAUCGCACUCAAGGCCAUGGACCCCUCCGGCAGCCUGUAUGUGCGAACCUCCCACCGCCUGCUCUUCCGCUGGCCACGCCUCCUCAACCUUGGCCUUCGGUGCCUGGCCUGCAGCUGCUUCCGCACCCCAGUGUGGCCCCGAUGAACAGAGCCUCACCCAACCCUCCUCACCCCUGAACAACCAAGCCUCUUUAGUUCACAACCCUCUCUGGAUGUACGACCCUUCACUCAUUCAUUCAUUCAUUCAUUCAACAAACUCUGCCUGACACAUUUUUGUGUCUGGGCAUUGCUGGAACCCCAGAGAGCACUCAGCCUCCAGGCACAGACCCCUCUGUGGUCAAGGCUAGGAGCAGAGAGAGCAGACCCUGGGAUCCUGGCAUCCUGGGCUGAGGAGCCCAGAUCAGAGAGCUGGAGUUGUGUCUGGGAACGCAAGGAAGGCUUCCUGGAGGAGGGGGCGUUGUCCCUGGACCUUGAAGGAUGAAACAGGCUGUCUCAGUCAACCUCUAGACUUCAUUAUCUUCAGUCUAGGAAUUUAGGAAUGAUCCAAACAUUCCCAUCCCUCCUGCCCUCCUACACACACACUCAAAGCCGGUUUGACUGAGGGGUUUCCAGACAUUCUGGUCACAUACUCCAUCAGAAGGGCUUCCCAGGUGGUGCUAGUGGUAAAGAACCUGCCUGCCAAUGUAGGAGAUGUAAAAGAUGAGGGUUCGAUUCCUAGGUUGGGAAAAUCCCCUGGAGGAGGACAUGGCAACCCACUCCAAUAUUAUUGCCUGGAGAAUCCCCAUGGACAGAGGAGCCCGGUGAGCUACAGUCCAUAGGGUCACAAAGAAUUGCACAUGAAUGAAGCAACGUAGCGUGCAUGCAUUCUAUCAGUAAAAUGUGUCUGCAGACACACCAGCAAUGUAUGUAUAUUUUUUUCAUAAAAUAUAUAUUUGCAGCUAAUAGUAAUCACUGUAAGUAAUAAAGCUCAAUUUCUCAUGUAUAAAUAAAAACAUUAAAAAGAAAUAGGGCCUUUCUCACACCUAUUAGCAUGACUACAUUUUUUUAAAUGCCCAGAAAAUAGCAAGUGUUUGCAAUGAUGUAAAGAAAUUGGAUCCCUGUGCACUGUUGGUGGGCAUCCCAGAUGGAUCAGCAGGUAAAGAAUCCACCUGCAAUGCAGGAGACACAGGAGACUCAGGUUCAAUCCCAGGGUUGGGAAGACCCCCUGGAGAAGGAAACGGCAACCCACUCCAGUAUUCUUGCUUGGAAAAUCCCAUAGACAGAGGAGCCUGGCAAGCUACAGUACAUGGGGUCGCAAAGAGUCGGACCUGACCGAGCACUUGGCACGUUAGGUGUUAGACAGGCACUGUUGGUAAGAAUGUAAAAUGGUGCAGCCCCUAUGGAAAGUGGUAUGGCAGUUCCUCAAACAGUGAAAUGAAAUUAUCACGACUCAGCAGUUCCAUUCCUGGGUAUUACCCAAAAGAACUGAAAAGAUAUUGUACGCCCAUGUUCAGCACAGCAUUGUCCACAAUAGGCAGAAGGAGGAACCAACCCAAAUGUCCAUCAACAGAUGACUGGAUAAACAAAGUGUGAUCCAUCCGUACAAUGGAAUAUUUAUUCAGCCUUAAAAAGGAAGGAAAUUCUGACACGUGCUAAAACAUGGAUGAAACUUGAGGACAUUCUGCUGAGUGAAAGAAGCCAGACACAAAAGGAUAAAUACUGUAUGAUUCCACGUAUAUGAGGUCCCUAGAGGAGUCAGAUUCAAAGAGACAAAGUAGAAUGGUGGGUGCCAGGGGCUGGGAAAUGGGGGAAUGGAGAGUUAGUGGUUAAUGGCGAUAGCGUUCCAGUUCUGCAAGAUGAAGAAAGAGUUCUUGGAGAUGGAUGGUGGUGGCAGUCACACAGCAAUGUGAAUGUACUUAUCACCAAUGAACUGGAGGGGCUUCGCUGGCGGCUCAGUGGUAAAGAAUCCACCUGCCAAUGUAGAAGACAUGGGUUCAAUCCCUGAUCAGGGAAGAUCCCCCACACCGUGGAGCAGCUGAGCCUGUGUGCCACAACUGUUGAGCCUGUGCUCUAGAGCCUGGGAGUCACCAUUACUGAAGCCCGAGAGCCCUAGAGCCCAUGCUCUACAACAAGAGAAGCCACCGCAACGAGAAGCCCAAGUACUCACAGCUAGAGAGGACUAGCGACUAGACAGCAGUCCUUGCUCACUGCGACUAGAGAAAGGUGGCACACAGCAAUGAAGAUGCAGCACAGCCAAAAAUAAAUGAGCAAUUU
This is a messenger RNA of Bubalus bubalis (water buffalo), 3376 nucleotides long. It is a transcript of the gene RDH8, whose product is annotated as retinol dehydrogenase 8. The record is from RefSeq and is a predicted model, not a curated record. Gene Ontology annotation, cellular component: cytoplasm. Gene Ontology annotation, molecular function: estradiol 17-beta-dehydrogenase [NAD(P)+] activity. The coding region runs from base 330 to 1268 and encodes 312 amino acids. Lineage: Eukaryota; Metazoa; Chordata; Mammalia; Artiodactyla; Bovidae. The transcript has 6 exons. Gene Ontology annotation, biological process: estrogen biosynthetic process.